This is a messenger RNA of Solanum stenotomum, 1703 nucleotides long. RefSeq names its product flotillin-like protein 3. Gene Ontology annotation, cellular component: plasma membrane raft; plasma membrane. The transcript has 3 exons. The coding region runs from base 128 to 1582 and encodes 484 amino acids. Lineage: Eukaryota; Viridiplantae; Streptophyta; Magnoliopsida; Solanales; Solanaceae. The record is from RefSeq and is a predicted model, not a curated record. Gene Ontology annotation, biological process: protein localization to plasma membrane.
CGAUCAAUUCAACGACUGAUCAGUGACACAGUUCGUAGCUAAUUCCAGUUUUAUUUGGUAGUGAUACCUCCUCCACCACCUCUAAUCCACCCAAAAUACCAAAAGAAGUUGUGUCCAAAAACAAAAGAUGUAUAGAGUUGCAAAAGCAUCAGAGUACUUGGUGGUGACAGGGGCAGGGAUCAAUGAUAUAAAUAUAACAAAGAAAGCAUGGAUACUUCCAGGACAAUCAUGGACAAAAUUUGAUGUUUCGCCUGUGAAUUACACAUUUGAAGUCCAAGCUAUGAGUGCUGAAAAGCUCCCUUUUAUUCUUCCAGCUGUUUUCACAGUUGGUCCUAGACUUGAUGAUGAAGCCAGCCUCUUGAAGUAUGCAAAACUUAUCUCUCCACAUGACAAAUACUCAAACCAUGUCAAUGAUCUUGUUCAAGGUAUCAUUGAAGGAGAAACUAGAGUUCUUGCUGCAUCAAUGACAAUGGAAGAUAUAUUCAAAGGAACCAAACAGUUCAAACAAGAAGUAUUCCAGAAAGUCCAACUCGAACUAAACCAAUUCGGGCUCUUAAUCUACAAUGCCAACGUCAAACAACUCGUUGAUGUUCCAGGACAUGAGUACUUCUCCUACUUGGGUCAAAAGACUCAAAUGGAAGCUGCAAACCAAGCUAAAAUAGACGUGGCGGAAGCCAGAAUGAAAGGGGAGAUCGGGGCAAAGCUAAGAUCAGGGCAAACGCUACAGAACGCAGCUAAGAUCGAUGCAGAAACAAGGAUUAUAUCGACACAAAGGGAAGGAGAAGGGAAGAAAGAGGAGAUAAAAGUGAAGACAGAAGUGAAGGUAUUUGAAAACCAGAGAGAAGCAGAAGUUGCUGAAGCAAAUGCAGUGUUGGCAAAGAAGAAAGCAGGGUGGGCUAAAGAAGCACAAGUGGCAGAGGUGGAGGCAGAGAAAGCAGUGGCAUUGAGAGAUGCUGAGUUGCAAAAGGAAGUUGAGAGGAUGAAUGCUUUAGCCAUGACAGAGAAACUUAAGGCUGAGUUCUUGAGCAAAGCUAGUGUUGAAUAUGAAACUAAGGUGCAAGAAGCAAAUUGGGAGCUCUACAAGAAACAAAAAGAAGCAGAAGCAUUUCUCUACGAAAAGGAGAAAGAAGCAGAGGCACAGAAAGCAACUGCAGAGGCUGAUUUCUACAGACGUAAACAGAUCAUCGAUGGAGAUUUAUAUGCAAAGAUGAAGGAAGCGGAAGGACUUAAAGCUCUAGCAGAAGCUCAAGGCACAUACUUGCGCACUCUCUUAGAAUCUUUGGGCGGAAACUAUGGUGCUCUAAGGGAUUACUUAAUGAUCAGUGGUGGGAUGUUUCAAGAACUUGCCAAGAUUAACGGUGAAGCUAUUCGAGGCCUACAACCCAAAAUCAGCAUUUGGACAAAUGGAGGAUCUGAGUCAAAUGCAGAAGGUGGUGGAAGUGCCCUAAAAGAAGUUGCUGGUAUCUACAAAACAUUGCCACCACUGUUUAAGACUGUUCAUGAACAGACUGGAAUGAUGCCACCUACAUGGAUGGGCACCUUGACAAAUGAUUCUUGUUCUCCUCAAGAAAAAAUGCAAUGAUCAAAAUGUCACACGUUCGUUAUUUUGUUAAAAUAAGAACACCAAGGGAUUGGUAUAUUGGAUAAGUGUUCAGUCAGGUCAAGAGUUUGAUUCAAUUGUUGAACUUAAUGAAGUUCAACGG